Chaetomium globosum CBS 148.51 is the source of this 1740-nucleotide messenger RNA. RefSeq lists its product as uncharacterized. The record is from RefSeq and is a predicted model, not a curated record. Lineage: Eukaryota; Fungi; Ascomycota; Sordariomycetes; Sordariales; Chaetomiaceae. The transcript has a single exon. Bases 1 to 1740 code for a protein of 579 amino acids.
AUGGCUGCGUCGUCUAACCCCGCCAUCUCACGGAGUGGCUCGCCUGCCCCGGACUCCGUGCCUCGACCAGCUCUUGGAGGCUACCCAAACGCCUCCCGCUGCCUCUCAACCGGCUCGAACAUCUCGCACGGCUCUGCAACCACCGAAGCCUCCCACUUUCGGGAAUCCCUCGGCAGUGAUGGCUCUACCUUUUCCCGCCACUCGUCAGCGAGCUAUCGUCUUUCCGACAUCAGCGUCAACGGCGAUCAGCUACGACCUCGGGAUUCGACCUGCAGCGCGCCAGAUACACCGAGGGGGAGGAGCCCAAGCAGGCGUCGGGGCUACAUGCGGCCACAGGGCACCGACUUCGCCGCCAGCGCCCGGGCCCGGGAAAGUGUGCUCAGUCUGGGCAGCAUCACCCAUCUGCAAUAUUACUUCGCUCGGACCGGCUUGCUAGAUGGCAAGGGAGGGCGGUUGGCUCGGAAGCGUGGCGACAAGGCCCACACGCUGGACCUGUCGUCGCUCGACCCCAGCGUGUUUCUAAACCCCAAACAAGGCAGCGAUCAUGAUUCGAGCUAUGCGUCCAUGGGGAGCAGCCCGGAAUUGACAUCGCUUGCCGGCUUUGGCAGCGCAAUGGGGCUAGGCGCUGGCCCCAUGGUCGAGUCGCCCGUCGAUGAGUACCACCCGGACCCGCAAGACGAAGAUUACUUCUCGGACGAAUUGGAGAUCGACCCGACUAUGCCACCGCCCACAACCAGUACCUACAACCACCGCGAAAAGCCGGUACCAAAGCCGCCAUCGAUCGCUGAGCUGAGGUCCGAUCUGACAAAGUCGCUCGACGUUGCCGAGCAGACCCUGCGGGAGUCUAAGAGCGGCAAAGUGCCCCCGGGCCUGACCAUCCGUAUCGAGUCAGCGGAUGCUCAACCUGACAAUGCCCGGCGGCCCUCAAUCCCAUCCGCGGGGUGGUACGAGAUCCAGGGGAUGAACAUCCUCGACGUCAUGACGCUCGCCAUCAGGGCCGCCAAGAUAUACUAUACCUCGCACGACCGACCCGAUCGUCUCGAUGCUAUCAAGUCAGAGAAGGUUCUGCGUGGCGAGCUGCUGACAGUCAUGGAUAUCCUCAAGCGCAUGGCAACUAGGGGUUUCACUGGCGGUAUGCGAGACGAUGAGUUCCACACCAUGGAUGGCUGGAUCGUCGGUCUGCGUGCCAUGCUGGUUAGCGAGGAUGCUAUGGAGGCCAAAGAAAUCGCUGAGCGGUCGUCGUGGGCCUGGCUCAAACCGGAAGGUUGGGAAGGCCGCGAGUUUGAACGCGAAGAGGCGUUCAUGCGGUCCAUGCUCAAGGGCCCCGACCCGAUCGAGAACAUGCCCGUCCUACCGGAAUGGAAGCCCAUUGACCGAACCCAACCCCUGGAAUCGCAAUCCCUUCCGACACCCUUCCUUGCGGCGCUAUCCAACGGCCAGCGUCUGGUACAGUUACACAACUGCUCGGUCCGCAAAUCCCACCGCCGCUUCGGCGCCAUUCCCAACUUCUACGCCAACACUGAGAAGCCGUACCGCGGCGCCGACAACCUGCGCUACUGGCUUAAGGCGGCUGAGCUUCGCUGGGAAGUGCUCCUCAAGGCGGAUCCCCUCGGUCUGCAGUACAACACCGGCCCGGAACUCUGGGUCGAAUUCGAGGAUGCCGUCCUCGAGUGGUGCCGCAAGGUGCGCGAGGAGAUCACGGCCGAGCUGCAGGAGCAGGAGCCGAUGUCGCCUGCGUAA